This is a messenger RNA of Didymodactylos carnosus, 246 nucleotides long. NCBI's taxonomy places the organism in Eukaryota, Metazoa, Rotifera, Eurotatoria, Philodinida, Philodinidae. The record is from the annotation of a GenBank genome assembly.
AUGUUAAGUGGGAUCUUCGCUUAUACUCAUCGUAUUGGGCGUACUGGUCGAGCUGGCAAAACUGGAAUUGCUGUUACAUUUCUUACUAAAGAAGAUUCUGGCUUAUUUUAUGAACUAAAACAAGUCAUAAUGGAAAGUCCAGUAUCUCAGUGUCCAAAUGAAUUACUGACGCAUCCCGAUGCACAACAUAAACCGGGCUCGGUUCCACAAAAGAGACGAAAAGAUGAAACACUGUUUGUCAAUUAG